GAAGGGGAGCAGCAGAAGCCGGGGGGGGGAGCGAUGCGAGCGGGCAGCCACCAACCCCCCCCCCCCCCAUCCCCAGCCCCCACACACCACCAGCGACCACCACCAGUUUGCAUCCACCUCCAACUGGUGGGAAACCCACCCGGGACGUUACGGAGGAGCCGGAGUGGAGGACACGGGUGGGGUCCCGGCUCCAUGCCCACUCGCCUUGGUCCUUCCUAAAGCGAAACCCACCCCCCCCCACACACACCAACCCUGAGCUCCGCGCUCCGGGGGCGGAUGGAGCGGAGGAGGAGGAGGAGGAGGGGGCUCGUAGAUGUUCCCUGAUGCCGUGGGCUGCCCUGGCUCCUGGAGAUGCAGCUCUCUUCCAGCGCGGCCGAGCUCAGCUGUGACGAGACGAUGGAGCCGCCCUCAGAGGACUUCCAGCAGGUCCUGUCCAUCGACCAGAUCCGCUCCAUCCGUGCCAGCAACAACUACGUGGAGCGCCCGGCUGGCUGCUGCCAGCAGACCCGCUCCAACCCGUCCCUGGCCCAACCCCCUCAGAAACAAGAGUGGUCCCAGGACCGCCUGGCGUCUUCCACCUUCCAGGACCUGCACCUCAGCCACCAGAUGCCACCUUUGCAACAGCACAUGAGCCAUUCCAGCACGGCCAGCUCGGUCUCCCAAAGCACCACCACCUCCGAGCAGCGCCUCCUCAGCAGCCUCACCCCUUCCCACUCCGGGCACUCCCUGGUGCGGACGCAGCCGCGGGCCGGCGAGCCGAAAGCCGAGGAGUCGCCGCUGAAGGGGGCAGCGGAGAAGCCUCCCCCGCACGGCCACCACCACCUCUUCAUCUGCGAGGAGUGCGGGCGCUGCAAGUGCGCUCGCUGCACGGCCGCCCGCAGCCUGCCCUCCUGCUGGCUCUGCAACCAGCGCUGCCUCUGCUCCCCCGAGAGCCUCCUCGACUACGGGACCUGCCUCUGCUGCGUCAAGGGGCUCUUCUACCACUGCUCCACCGACGACGAGGACACCUGCGCCGACGACCCCUGCUCCUGCGGGCCGGGCUCCUGCUGCGCCCGUUGGGCUGCCAUGAGCUUCCUCUCCCUCUUCAUGCCCUGCCUCUGCUGCUACUUUCCUACCUUGGGGUGCCUCAAACUGUGCCAGCGGGGUUAUGACGGUCUCAAGCGACCCGGCUGCCGCUGCCAGAGCCACACCAACACGGUCUGCAGGAAGAUCUCCUCCUCCAGCAGCACGCCUUUCCCCAAGACCCUGGACAAACCGGUAUGACCCUGCCAGGGAGGAUAAGAAGGCUUUACUCCUCCUCUUCCUCCUCCCCCUCUCCAUCCCUCUCCUUCAGCUCUGCAGCACACACACACACCCGCCCCUGCCCACCAUCACCCCAGAAUCACCCAUCUCAUCCCUACUGGGGUCCUCUAACCUCUGGCAACAGCAAGGUGGCAGGGUGACCAGGGCAGCUGGCACCGAGCUGGCAGCAAAUGGUGGUUUUGCACAGGUAGGUGAGGGACCAAGAGUGGCAGAGAGAGCUGGUGAUGCCCUCCGCAGUGGAGAAGGGUGGCUCGGAGGGCACUCAGAGCUCUGCUCUCAGAGGGUUUUAGGAGCUGCCCUUACCCAUGGUGUGGUUCUUCCCAGGGAGGGAAGGAGGCAGGUCAUAGAUUCAUGUAGGAUCAUGGAAUGGUUUGGGUUGGAAGGGACCAUCAAGAUCAUCGAGUUCCAACAUCCCUGCCAUGGGCAGGGACACCUUCCACUAGAGCAGGUUGCUCAAGGUCUCAUCCCAUCUGGCCUUGAACACCUCCAGGGAGGGGGCAUCUAUGACCUCCUUGGGCAACCUGUUCCAGUGUCUCACCAGGUCAACCAGAGUCAACCACACAUCUUUGCAAGGGUCCUCCAGCAGCCAGACCUUCUCCUUGCUCUCUUUAUAUCUCCUCAGCACUUUUCUCCUCUGACUUGGCCAUAGGCCUGCUUUCCCCAAGGGGCUUGGGGUGCUGUGAAGUCCCACUGGUGGCUUCUCUCUGGGCUUGGAAGCAGCUGGGAGAAGCAAAACGAGCUUCCAGAGGAGGUGGCAUCAUAUUUUUUCUGUCUGCAAGAGGAAGGGAAGGUGUGGGAAGCUUCAGAAACCUUCUGGCAGGGGAAGGAGCUGUCGGAGGCAGCCCAGCCCACUCGCUUCUGCCCAACUGCAACGAGGGAAAGGUCCCCUUUGGGACUUGGCUGAGAGAGAGAAGCUGGUUUGCAGUUGCCAUUCAUUUCUUCAGCCUUCAAGGGCUGCCUCCAAGAGCACAACCACCCUGGCCAGGAUGGGAACUGCCAUCCGUCUCCAGCCCACCACCAUGCAGAUGCCACCAGCAGUGACUCUGUGCUUCAGCCCCAAUCUGGCACCUUCCACCAGCACUGAAUUCACUUGAAAGGAGAAACAGCCCAAACCUACCUGCCAACAGCUGCCCCUCCACUGCUCUCCCCAUCUCUCAACACUAAGCCUGGGGCAUUCCCUGCUAGGGACCUCCUGCAGCUCCUGCUUUGGGCUGGAGGGAACCAGAGAGCCAGAAGGAGACGAUGAAAGAUGGAAUUCAACCUUCCCUCCCUGCAGAAGCUGCCUUUGAAUCCUCACCUUGUGUUCCCUGUGGCACCAUGCUGGCACUGCUGAGGGCAUUCAGCAAGCUGGGGAUGGGUCUGAGCCAAGCCCUGGGGCUGGGCCAUCUGCAGACCAGAAGGAGACCUGAAUCAGGGUCAGUCCUGUGUGGCUUCCGUGCUGUGAUGAUAAUAUGCCCAUGCCCAGUCGGUGGGGAGCUCCUCCCGGUGCUGGACUCAGCCCCAUCUCUGCUUACAGUUGUGUGGUACCAGCUAUCAGUGGUGACCCUGCUGGCAUCACUUGGAGCUGGGAUGAUGUCCCAGAGCCCAGCUCUGCCAACCUGUCUUCCUUGGCUCAAAAGGGACACAAACCUUCAACUUGUGGUUCCCUGUGGCAGGGCAGACGAGUCCCAUCCCUGGUGUGACAUUGGUGGCUGGGGCAUGGAGCGGCAGAACAGUUGAGGUUGGAAGAGACUUUCACCUUGCUGUGAUGAUAACAAGUCCAUCUGUAUUUGGUGGGGAGCUCUUUCUGGUGCUGGGCUCAGCCUCAUCUCCACUCACAGAUGCUUGGUGGUGACCCUGCUGAUAUCACUUGGAGUUGGCAUGAUGUCCCAGUGUCCAGCUCUGGCAACCUGUCCUCCUUCUGAGGGGUGUGAGAGCAGAGGGAAGCAAAUGGUUCUCCCUGGACAAAUAUAUGCAACAUGUCCCUUGGCCUGCUCCAUGAACCUGCCAUGUGGGGCUGGUCACCACCUUCCCUCCACCACCUCCUCAGGGAGAGUUCUGUGGAUCUCUUUUUGUAGAUCUAUGGGUAGGCCAAGUAGGUCUCUCUCUGAUCAUCCUCAUGAUAUGGCUGUGAUGGGUGCCAGAUGCAAGGUUUGGCCUCCUGACCCACUGGCACAUGCUGGGAGGUGAUGAUUUCCCAGGUUGUUUAUCCCUCAUCCCAGACCUUUCAUCCCCAGGUAGUUGGGAGAAGGCUUGGAAGUUGUCCUGCUUGACAGAGAAGGUUAGGAUUGAGUUCUGGCUGCAGGGUGAGGCAGGAGGAGACUCUCGUGGUGGGAUUCCUCUUUCUGUAUCUUGCUUUCUCAAAGCUGUGGUUGAUCCAAGCUGCCUCUGUUGCGGGGAGAAGCAGCUCCAGGGAGUGAUUCAUCCUGCUCAAAAACAUCCUCCAUUGACUCAUCUUCUGGCAGUGCCUGGCUUCUGUGGCUCAGGGGGACCCUACCCUUCAACUCAUGCCUCCUGUGGAAGGGGAGAUGAAUCCCAUCCUUGCUGUGAUGUUUUCACCUGGGGCAUGGAGUCACAGCAUAGUUUAGGUUGGAAGAGGCCCCUAGGAUCAUUGAGUCCAACCCUUAACCCAGCACUGCCGGGUCACCACCAAACCAUGUUCCUCAGCACCACAUCUCCACGGCUCUGAAAGCCUUCCAGGGAUGGAGACUCCACAUUGUGGGUAUUACCAAAGUCCUCCUCCUGAUUUCAUCUGGAUCCAAAGGUGGAAGAUGCUUCUGGGCCAAAAAUAGAGCCCCCAGUUCCAUAAGCUGAGAAGAGUUUGGGAUGAUGUUUUGGGUCACAGCGAGGAUCUCCUGGCACUGAGAGAGGAGAAGGCCAUAUCUGUGUGGUUGGUCAGCCCUGGUCUCUGAAACUGCACAACUGUUUUGGGUUAGAAGAGAACUCUGGGACAUUAAGCCCUAACCAUCAACCUAACACCACCAUGACCAUCAAACUAUGUCCCAAAGUGCCAUGUCCACACCAUCAGGGUGGUGUCUCCACAAGACCACGACCUUCUCAGAGGAUGCCCAGUGGAGGGAGGGCUGUGUCCCCGUCAGAUCUGCCUGUGUCCCUCUGGCAGCAGCAACAGAAACCCAACGUUUUAACCCAGAUGCCAAUCAUUUCUUGACUCCUGCUUCCAGUGAUGCUUCCAGCAAGAGGACCCUUCCUUGAUUUGCUCUUCUACUGGUGCUGAUUAAACUCCUUCCUCCUGAAGCAUGUCAAGAUUUUUUUUCCAGGUGGGGAAAAAUUUUCCCCUUUCUGUCAGGGAUUUGAGGGACUCUCUUGAUGGAGGAUGUGAAAUGGUUCAUUGAAGCCCUCUGAAGAAAUCUAUUGAGCAGAACCUUCCAACUUGCUCCACUUUGAUUUGAUUUGAUUUGAUCCUCCCCCUCUCCCUCCCCCCCCUCCUUUUUCCUCCUCCUUUCUCAGCGGCUCCUGCUUGUAAAUUUAGUUACCACCUCGGUAGCUCUGCAAUUCAUUGCUUCCUCUCCUGAUGGUGGAGUGACUCAACAUGUGAAGCUUCAUCAUUCUCAAGUCAUGCAAGCAAUGGGGGAUGACCUCCUCCAGGUGCUGGAACUGUAGGAUGAGGAGAUGGUUGCCCAUGGAUCAUCUCCCUGGAGCCAGUUGUGCUUGCUCAGGAGAAGCCCUGAGCUACUCCUGCAGCUUACUUACCUUCAGUCGUUGGCAGGAGACCAGGACCUCUGCCAGGAGCCUUCUACCUAAUGGGCUUUUUUUCUGGGUCAGUGGAAAAGUCCUGCCUCUUCCAGGGAAUGGUGCCACAGCCUGGGUGAGGAGCCCAGCCAGGUCUCCUGCCUGUCUCACCUACAAGAAAUGGCAAAGCUCAGACACAUUUUAUGAGAUAAAGGACAGUAGAAGGGAGUUGGAGAGGAGGAGAGACCCAGAGGGAGGAGGAGAACCCCAGAUGGGCACCAAGGACUGAAAGACCAGCACAGGGCUUUGGUCUAACUGUGUUAAGGGCCACAAUGCUCAUCAGUAUCUAUAGGGCAGAUAACAAGAGCAUGGGGCCAGACUCUUCUCAGUGGGUGCAAAGUGGAACCCAGGAGGUUCCACCUGAACAGGAGGAGGAAGUUCUUGGGUGUGAGGGUUCUGGAGGCCUGGAGCAGGCUGCCCAGAGAGGUUGUGGAGUCUCCUUCUCUGGAGAGCUUCCAGCCCCAGGUGGUCACUGUGAUGCUGGGCAAGCUGCUGUGGGUGCCCUGCUUUAUCAGGGGGGUUUGGACUGGAUGAGGUCCCUCCCAGCCUCCACCAUGCUGAGAUCCUGAGGUUCUGCAACCAAGCAAAGCCGCAUCCAAGCCAUAUAGUUGCGUGCCUGGAGAAGUCUGUACUCUGAUGGUAGGAACAGGUAGCUUCACAUGGGGUUACUGGUUCCAGCCCCAUUUGGUGUGGCCUCAGCUCCUUGCUUUCAGCAGAAAUUAGCCAGAAACUCUCCAAGGAGGCUCUCUGAGCUCAUCUGGUGUCAAGAUGGCUGCAGGCAGCCUCCCACUGUGGUUUUCUCCUGAGCUGUUCCUCACAUCUUCAGAGCAGACCCAUCUUACUCCCUCCCCUUCUCCAUCUGCUAGAUACUUCGGUUUCCCUGCAAGGACUCCAAGUUUGAUUUGGGAUGUGAGCCCCUUUCCUGCCCCACCCAGCAAUGAGUCAGACCACAUCUGCUCCAGAUGUUUGCCUUCAGCUGCUCAUGCUGGAGGCUUGGGUUUCCCUGUCCUGAUGUGUCCUCUUUGGUUUUCUUCUGGGAGAGUCACACAGUGGCUCCUCUGCUUCCCCUGCACCCCUGUGGUUUGACAAGAAUGAAGCCACUUUCUGAGGGAAGAUUUAUCCAUGUUUGGUGUCUCCCUGUGGGCUCCUUUGCCAGGAGCCACGUGGAGCUGUGGGGCAGAUUUAGGCAGAGACUCCAGGUGCCAAAGGAGCAGGAGGCAGGAGCUGCUGAGCAGGACCUGAGCUCCUCCUGCUCUGCUCCUCAUGCAGGAAUACCCACUUCCCACCCAGGCCUCCAAUCCUCCAUCCACAGGAGAGCUGCUCCUUGCUCUCUCCAAGCUUGGUCUUGCUUCCUUCUUUCCCUGCUGGCAAACGUGUGGUUGGUCCCAGCACCAAUGAGGAAGGGUCUCCAGAGACCAAGGUGGUGUCUUCCUCCCCAGCCAGCUCCACCAGCUCCAUCCUGGUGGAAGAGCAGAAGUGGUCCUUGGGGUGCUGUGCACCCACCCCUGACAAACAUCAGUGCCAGACAAAAACAUCAAAGAACAGCAGGGACUCAGCUCUCCAAUUCCAUACAAUCCCCCUGGGUUGCUGUUGCUCCUCUCCAUGAACCCAAAGCCUGAGGGACAAGUUCCAGUAACUGAUGGUUACAUCAGAUGCCAAAACACGGAGUGACAGCUUGUGGAUGGCUGCUUUGGAGCAAGAAAGAGGGAUGAGAGGUGGAAUGGGAGGAGCUGCUGACAGGCUUGCAGGGCAGGGCUGUAGAGGGCAGGAGACACCACAGCCCAAACCUGCUGCUUCCAGCACCUGCUUGCUCAGUUUAGUCUUUGCUGCUGUCCCUUGGCUGUUUUGAGGCUGGAGCAAGCUUGGAGGUCUUCACAGAGUGGAAGUCCAGUGAGAAGGAUAGCUGAGAGAUGUACCCCCCACCCCGGAGCUUUUCCUUGGCCUCCAGCAGCACCCACUUCAGGCUUGCCUUUACCAAGGAGCCCCCAGAUCUAUAUGGGUGCUUGCAACAGCUGAAGGCUGCUGGUCAGCAUCUGGUCCACAUGGGCCAAACCAGAGCUGUGAUCUCUCUGGGCUUGGUCUGCUUCAGGGUGGUUCUCAGUGGGUGUCAGGAUCUCCUGUGGACUCUUUCUCCCCGAGCACAGGUCGGGAUUGUGUGGGUGAGGUCUGUUAUUCUGCUUGGGGUGAUGCUGCAGAAGAAUCCCUUGAAGGCAUAAGCCGUGGAGGCUGGAAGGGUCCUCUUGGAGGGGCAUUCUGGGCAGGAGGGACAGAUUGGAUGGUUAGGGAGAGGUCACACACCUCUGUGGGGCAGAGGGAACAUUCAGUGCUGGGUGAGGGGAUGCAACAUGAGGUCUCUCGUUGGGUCUCCCUCCUGCUGCACCUCCCCGCAGCACCCCAAAGGGCUUCAGCAUGGGAAGGGUCAAACCCACCCUGAUGAACUGAACUGGGUGUUGGCACAGGAGGUUUCUCACACCCUUGCAUCAUCAGGUGGGAGGUGUGUGGUCAGCCUGGGGCUACCAUGACCAGCUCAGCUGCUCUACCCCACCAGACCCCCUUUCCCCCUUCCCUUUCUCACCCCAUCUCAGCAGUUCCCUCUGCAGCCUUCUACCUUCCCAGAUGUCCUUAGCAGAAAGUUCUCCUGAGAAGAUGGAUCCCCCUUGGCUGCCAAGGAGAGGCUCAUUGCAAGGACUGAAGAUUCUCCACAGAGCUGGUCCAGAGGUGUCCUGUACACUGCAUAAAGAUCUCCUUCCUGGCUGUCUUCCUUUGAGUUCCUUCUUCUGAGCUACACCAAGCUGGUGGUUGGAUUCUGACAAUGCUUUUGUCCACCUCUGAAGGAGAAGGUGGUGGGGGGAGGGAAAGGCAAAACAAGCAAACAAUAAUAAAAAAAACCACCCCAAAACCAAAGUAUUUAUUUGAAAAGUUUAUUUUAGAGAUAAGGAGAAAAAAGAAGAAAAAGCACAACAACAACAACAACAACAACAACAAUAAUAAUAAUAAUAAUUAAUAAUAACCUAUUUAUUUUAAGGCAGCCUCCUCUGUUUGGUUUUCUCCUCUUGCAAAGCUCUCAGCUGCUCCUGAAGAACUGCUGAGGUGACAGAAGGGAUUCCACAGGUGGCUUCAGGAGCCCCACUUAGAGCAACUAAUCAAUAAAAGUAUCUAUGGAUUUUGA
This is a messenger RNA of Pogoniulus pusillus (Red-fronted tinkerbird), 8200 nucleotides long. It is a transcript of the gene SPRY3, whose product is annotated as sprouty RTK signaling antagonist 3. The coding region runs from base 352 to 1263 and encodes 303 amino acids. NCBI's taxonomy places the organism in Eukaryota, Metazoa, Chordata, Aves, Piciformes, Lybiidae. Gene Ontology annotation, biological process: negative regulation of MAP kinase activity; multicellular organism development; animal organ development. The record is from RefSeq and is a predicted model, not a curated record. Gene Ontology annotation, cellular component: membrane; cytosol. The transcript is spliced from 2 exons.